Messenger RNA from Perca fluviatilis (European perch), 1117 nucleotides. Its product is annotated as mannose-binding protein C-like. NCBI's taxonomy places the organism in Eukaryota, Metazoa, Chordata, Actinopteri, Perciformes, Percidae. Bases 177 to 848 code for a protein of 223 amino acids. The transcript is spliced from 5 exons. The record is from RefSeq and is a predicted model, not a curated record. Gene Ontology annotation, cellular component: multivesicular body; rough endoplasmic reticulum.
AUCACCAACAUAACCAUCUGUUGUUUACGCUGAACUGAAUUUCUUACAUAUGCACUCACUACGUUCUCGAUCACUUUUCUUUGGAAGAAGAGAAAAGUAGCACAUCCUGCAGAUACCGUCUUGUUAAUCAAAAAUCUCACUUGCUCUAGUGAUCUAAUUUACUGAAACAAUAAAAAAUGAUAGCUCCAAUAACUGUUAUGAUGCUCUGCAUUCUGAAGAUGAGGAUGUUUCUCCUGUUCUGCGUCCUCUGCCUGAUGUCUUCUACUGGCUACAGUCAGCUUCCAGGACCUCGUGGUCCUAAAGGUGACCCAGGAUUUCCUGGGCCAUAUGGGAGACCUGGAGUGCCUGGACUGCCUGGACCGCGUGGACCGCCUGGACCGCCUGGAUCUGCUGUAUUCUGUGGACGAGGUGUCCCUGGACAGGAACUUGAAACCUUAAAGAACAGCCUCGCUAAGUUAGAGCUGGCCAUGAACUAUGACUUUGUCCGAAGAGUUGGUCAGAAAUACUUUGUGUCCUACAAGAAGAGACACUCUUUCUCUACGGCCGUCGAGUUCUGCUCCCAACGAGGCUUAGAGCUGGCUUUGCCCCAGAACGAGGACGAGAACAACAUACUCACUCAAGUGUUUGGGGAUGAUAACAAAACGGCCUGGAUCAACGUCAACACUAACAAAGCUGAGGGGAAUUUUGAGGCCGAUAUGAAAAACCGACCUCUGACCUUUACCAAAUGGGGAGAAGGGCAGCCAGACAAAUCCAUCCAGGAUCCAGGCUGCACCAUGCUGUCAGAAAACGCAGUCUGGAGAGUGACACACGAUUGUUCUCUGAAUGCUUACAUCAUUUGUCAGAUGUAGAAAGGUCUUGUGUUCCAGAUUUGGAACCAUUGUUCUCAGAAAUAUUUUCUUCCAGAUGUUACAGUUAUCCAAAACCACUGUCUUAGAUCUUAGUCCUAACUACGGAAACAUUUGCAACAAUUGCAUCAUCAUAAUGGCAUUAAAACGGUUUCACAGACAUAUUACAUUAUGAAAAGUUUACAAUUAAAGGAACAAUAUGAUAGAUGUAUAGAAACAACGGUGAACUCUAAAAGCAUAUAGUACGUCACAAUAAAGUUUACAGCAGUGAA